Molecule: messenger RNA, 1939 nt
Organism: Macrobrachium nipponense
Lineage: Eukaryota; Metazoa; Arthropoda; Malacostraca; Decapoda; Palaemonidae
Product: store-operated calcium entry-associated regulatory factor-like
Exons: 4
Coding region: 252-1331 (359 amino acids)
Biological process (GO): regulation of store-operated calcium entry
Cellular component (GO): endoplasmic reticulum membrane
Source: RefSeq, a predicted model, not a curated record
UAAGAAAAUAACUAGUAGUCUGACGUCAUAGCUGGUAGAACUAUGUAUGACGUAUAAGUAACAAUGGUUACGGGUGACGAAACUACACAACGUAAAGAUUACACGAUCUACGGGGUUCUUGAGCGAUUGUACAAACUAUUAUAGCGUGUAAGUGGACAUACCGACUCGCGAUAAGACACAACUAGCCUAUAGAACGUCCUGUCGUAAUCGCUUCUGCUGGCUGUCCAAAAUUAGAGUUCCAAGAAGGAACAAUGAAGGAUAGAAGAAAAUCUUUCUUCUUUGUCAUAGCCCUAGUGCUGGGAGGGCUUAAGGACACAAUGGCUGCUUGGGGAUACAAUAGCGAUAGUGUCCUCCUGAAGGAUAUUGAGGUAUUAACACUUUAUUCAAGCAAAAUGACCACAGGACGCCGUUCUUCUCCCGUACCUCAGUUAGAAUGUGUUUCAGGAGGCACAGCACCAUGUGAUGCUUUCCGACCCCGUGUUGUGCAGUGUUAUAAUCGAGGAUUUGAUGGAGUUGAUGUACAGUGGGAAUGCAAGAGUGAUAUGGAUAAUGCUUUCAGGUUUGGUGAUAUAGAUGUCUCCUGUGAAGGUUACAGCCAACGAGAUGAUCCUUAUGUCCUAAGAGGUUCCUGUGGAUUGCGUUACAGUUUGGACUACACCAAGGAAGGCCUGAAUCAGCAAAAGGGUCAUAGCUAUUAUGGCAGUGAUAGCUCUGGCCAUAGUUAUUCAGGUUUUUCUGGCUAUGGAAAUUCUUAUCAAACCUAUAAAAGUGAUAAGCUUUCAAUAGCAAGUACUUUGUCAGAUAUAAUUGUGUUUGUUGCUGCUGCCUUGAUGAUUUGGGCCUUCUACAAGACGUGUUGUGGAUCUUCGCGUCGUGCAGGACAGGAUGCUUAUAGUCCCAUGUCAGAUGAUUAUCCAACAGGUGGAGGUGGUGGUGGUGCUGGUGGUCCUGGCUAUGGAUGGUUUGGACAGGGUGGCAACACUCAGCAUGGUAAUAACCCAGAUGGUAACUACCCAGAUGGGAAUGCAUCCUGCAGGAACCGUGGAGCCAAUGCUGGGGGGGCAGCAGCAGGAGGUGGCGGUUUAGGUGGGUUCUGGUCAGGUGCAGCUGCUGGUGGUUUACUUGGCUAUAUGUUUGGUAACAGAGGCAAUCAACAUUACCAGAACUAUGGGCAUUAUGGGGGCUACCAUCAGCCUCGCAGGGCAGGUGGCUGGUUUGGUGGGGGUGGGGGUGGGGGCUGGACAAGUGGUGGUGGAGGUGGGGGCUGGGCUAGUGCAGGUAGCACUGGAACCCGCACAGCCUCUGGGUUUGGUGGCACUAGUCGUAGGUAGAGGUGAACUGUAUUGUGCAAAUGCAAGGGAGAGACUGUUCAUGCACAGAUUGACUAAGUUAGGUUAAUCAUGUCCUUAUUUCUGUUGAAGGAUUUGAAUGCACAUUACCAUUCAGCUUAGUAGAAUAAGUGAAUAGCUUUUAUUUAUUUAUAGACAAGGAUGUUGUGACCUUUAAAUAAUGUCAUAGUGUUUUAUGUUGGUGUUAGAAAUGGGAUUGUUUGAAAGCUAUCCUUGAACAUGGUUAUGUAUCUAAAUUAAUGGUUGCAUCCUGUGAACUAGACUGCAUGCUUACUUUUGUGUAGGAGCCAAUAUUUGUGAUGUGGAAAACACUUGAGUAUUACAGAAGGAUAUCUUGUCAUUUUAUAUACAGUUAAAGAUUUUCACAUUUUCGCAAUUUGUAAAGAAAAAUGUUGUCUGAGUGAUAGUAAGUUUUUUAAAUGUUUGUUCAUGUUUAGAAUUAAAUUAUACAACUAAGUCUAGUUUUAUGUAAUAUAUUCUGUUUGUGAAUAAAUAUUUUGCAUAUCUUUUCAUUGGGAGGUUGAAAAAAUGUACAGUGUAGAAGAAUCAAGGAGAAAAUAAAAUGGAAUUUGCCCCUGUGAUAAUACAAA